Molecule: messenger RNA, 305 nt
Organism: Amoebophrya sp. A25
Lineage: Eukaryota; Dinophyceae; Syndiniales; Amoebophryaceae
Source: the annotation of a GenBank genome assembly
CAGAUAAUGGCAGACUACGGGGGGGAUGAUAGCGCGACCCCAGAGGAGUUCGAGUCGGCAAGGCAGUGGUGGCGGACGCAUUUCAUGGACAAACACCGGGCGACACUGUCAGCAGGCUGCCAGUCAGGUUCUCGGUGGUUGGGUCCACUUGGGGCAGGGCAGCUAGCUGACGCAGCCUGCCAGCGCAGCUGCACUGUGGUAGUUCAACUUCAAUCUCUGGGGCGGAGUUGGUGCUGCCGGUGUGGGUUCACCGUCCAGGGAAGCCAGUGGGAUCUACGCUGCGCAGCAGAGGAGAGCUCGACGCC